Messenger RNA from Eriocheir sinensis (Chinese mitten crab), 2330 nucleotides. RefSeq names its product ras-related protein RabZ-like. The coding region runs from base 1300 to 2223 and encodes 307 amino acids. The transcript has 4 exons. NCBI's taxonomy places the organism in Eukaryota, Metazoa, Arthropoda, Malacostraca, Decapoda, Varunidae. The record is from RefSeq and is a predicted model, not a curated record. Gene Ontology annotation, molecular function: GTPase activity; GTP binding.
AUGAGCACUGGAGUUCGAGAGAGAGAGAGAGAGAGAGAGAGAGAGAGAGAGAGAGAGAGAGAGAGAGAGAGAGAGAGAGAGAGAGAGAGCCAGGUGACGCGUGCGUGGGGGACCGACACACUGGGGCAGCGCCGGUACCAAAAAAAACAGGUGCCGGGCUGCCAGUGUGUGCCGCGACGCUCAACAGGGAGGACCCGCGCCGCCAACCUCCGUCUCGUGUGUAAAAAGAGAAUCAGUCACCCCUUGGAAGCGACAGCCGUGAGAUCCGAACCCUUGCCACCGAACUACGACUUUGAUACAUUCCGCCAGUGUUCCGAUACAGAUAGUAAUGGUGAUAUAGAAAAGUGAAGCGUGUACGAAGAUUAAACCUGAACGCGGUGUUACAGAGGAAAAAGAAACUGGUGAACUUCAACUGAGCGAAGGUUACUGAGAGGACCGAAGCUGCCUGACUGAACGGACCGAACGCUACCCAGUGAAACCGUGCGAAGUGAACCGAACUCAUUGGACCGUCUGAUGCGAGUGAUGCUUUCUGGAACGUAUCUAUUGAACGUUACUCAGUGGAACGUUUGAUCGGCGAAAACUGGGCUCGAUUGAACAUUAUAGGGAGUUAUAUGUCCCUAAACGAAGCAAAGAGAAACGUCUGAUUAAAAAAGGAAAGGUGAUAUUUUUUUAUUUAAGGUGAACGAUAGUGACUGAGAAAAGUGUGAGGAUAGAAAGAAAAGCUGAUAAAGAAGUGGAAAUUUGAGACAAUAUAAAAGAUCUGAGUGACAUACGAAAGAAAGGAAAAACAAACUUGAGGGAAUAAGAAAGAGAAGAAAACAAACGGAAAUAGAAAGUGAAAAUCUGAAUAAUAGAGUGAAAUAAGGAACAUCGAUAAAAGAAAUAAUAAAAAAGAAGGAGAAUUAAAGAAAGUACGAUAAUUAGAAGAAAAGGAAAGAAAGAAAAAUCAAGUGAGGAAAAAUACGAAAGAGAAGAUAAAAAAACAGACAAAAAAAGACAAACGGAAAAGAAGAAAAGGGAAAUAAAGACAAAAAUAAAAUAAACAAAAAAACACAAAUUACAGAAACAAAAAAACAAACAAAAGAAGAAAAAAACACCAAAAAAUAGAGAAAUAUAAGAAGAAAAUAAACAGAAACCACAAACACACCAAAAAAUAAAAGAACAAAAGAAGAAAAAUAGUUUAUAGAAAAGAAUAAGACCAGAAAAUCGGAUUACACACACACACACACACACACACACACACACACACACACACACACACACACACACACACACACACACACACACACACACACAAAGAUGGAAACAAUAGCAGAGGACAGUUUCUAUUUCCCUAAAGAGGAGGACAAAGAGGGCAACCACAACCACAAAACAUCACCAUCAUCAUCAGUAGCAAGAGGAGAAGAAAGAGGAGGAGUAAGAGGAAGAGGAGAGAAGGAGAAUGAGACGGAAAUGGGACAGAAAACUAAUGAUCUCUCUUUUCCCUCGAGAUCUGCCGGUGACGAUGAUCGCGGAGGAGGAGGAGGAGGAGGAGGAGGAGGACCAGAGAAAGGGGAAGAAGAGGAAGGGUCGGAAGAGGAGGAGGAGAGAACCGAAGUCGAUACAGAACAAGACAAGGACGAGAAACCAGACGAAAACAAAGAAGAAAACUCAUCCACCACUCCCGGCAACUCCACAACCACCUCACCCAUCACCGAAGAAGAGACUCCACCUCAGGCCUCCUCAUCCACCUCCUCAUCCAAGACCGUCACGCCCCCCACCUCCCUUCCGCUGGGCAAUAAGAGAGCCAUGAAGCCCCCCGCGAAGAACUGCUUUAGACUGGUGGUUCUGGGCGCCUCAAGAGUGGGCAAAACUUCCAUUGUGUCAAGGUUCCUGAAUAACAAGUUCGAGGACUCCUACACUCCUACGAUUGAGGACUUCCACCGCAAGCUGUACAGGAUCCGCGGGGACGUCUACCAACUGGACAUCCUGGACACCUCAGGCAACCACCCCUUCCCUGCCAUGCGCCGCCUCUCCUUUCUCACAGGUGAUCUCUUCGUGCUGGUCUUCUCGUGGGACUCCCGGGAAUCCUGGGACGAGAUCCUACGCCUACGAGAGCAGAUCCUGGAGACGAAGCAGUGUGCCUCAGCCUCGCUCUCCGGCAGUCGAAGGAGGUUAAGAGGAGGGACGAACCGGGUGCCCAUGGUGAUAGCCGGGAACAAGAAGGACAAGGAGCAGAGGUAAGCUUUGGGGACAGGUGGAAGUGGUGGGUUAACCCUUACACUACCAAGCUGCCGUUCGUGCGCGCAUUUCACACGCCACAAACUUUCCCGACCCUCCCGUCAUCACCG